ACCUCAAAAACAAAAAAAUCCCUGGAAAUUUACAUUUUUAACAAGUAAUUACUUUGGAGUACAGCCUUGCACGUGGAUUGUUUUUACAAGGACUGUCAACCCACAGAAAUAUUUUCAAACCUCAGUUUUGAGAGGCCUCUCUCGAACUGUGUGUUUUAGUGAAAAUCCAUUUGAAAGCAUUGCCUCUGACCAUCUCAUAGCUUUGGUCGAGGAUUUUUUGAAGAAUUACACAUUGCUUGGUAUUUGAUCAAUACUAAGUGAGCCUACUGAAAUCACCAGCAAUCUAGAAAUUAGAAUUAUUUUAUUCCAUAUUUAUGUUUGUAACUAAAAGAUUGUUAUUACUUUAUUUCAAAGCUACCCUAACUUCCUGCAUGUCUCCAGUUUAUCUGGUGGAGCUGAACUAAUCUGAGUAUAUUAUAAACACAAGCAAGUUAUUUUUUAAAAUGAACCUAUUUGUACUAAAAAUUUAUAGCUAGAAGAGUUCUCUACUAAACAUAUUAUCCAGAAGUGUGUGGAUCUUUAAAACGUUAAAUUAGAUGCUGGUAAAUAAAAAAUCACCUCUUACAGGUACAGCAAACACAAAAUACAGUAAACAAACAAACAUACAAACAUAUCUUUGUGCUAUAAUUUGUUAUUCUUUCUGGGGUUGUGGGAUUUCCACUGCUUUUUUUCCUUCUCUCUCUCUCUCUCUCUCUCUCGCUCUGUGUGUGUGUGUAUGUGUGUGGUGUGUUUUCUAGUCUGUAGAGAUGCAGAGUAGAAUUUUAAAUUAAAAUAUUCAGAUUAGUUACAAUCUAACUUAUCCCAGAGAGUGGAAGGAAAUGGAGAAAUUGUGUUGUAAAUUAAAGACAUUACUGCACAAGCCUCAAAUGAUGUUACUGGGGAUUUAAAUGUUUUUAUCUGGAUUCAGAUUAAAAGUCAUCAGUUUUCCCUCUCAUCAACAAUUUAUUCAUUUAUCCAUUAUAUUUUUAUGGAUUGAUAAUGCCCAACACCAUACUAAUUAAUCCAAUUUAUAAGAUAAUCUAACUAUAAUCUUAUUUAAGUUAGAAGGGUUUUGGCAAAUGUUCACUCUGGAAAACUGGGGUGUAAGAAUAUGGGCGAUCUCAAUUUUAUUUCUAUGUAUGUAAAAGGAAAGGCUUCAUAUCUAAAAUAACUUUACCUAAAUAUACAAAAUUGUUUGAGAGCAACAAAAGAGAGAAAAAUACAACUGUAAAAGGGCCAAGGACAGAGGGAUGGGCAAAUGAAGGAAAGGCAGAGAGGGUGAAAAGAGCUGGGGGAGAAAAUUCUGUGGAGGGGGUUAGGAGAGGGGUGGAGCCGGCACUCUUCCCUUAAAAGCUGAGUGAUAGCCCAAGAGAUAUAUAAAAGACUGGUUGAGCCAGGUAGGGAAAGCAGCCAAAAGCCGGGGACAGGCACACAGGUCCAGGUCUGUAGGCCACAGCAGCUGCAGAUCAGAGAGGCAGCAACGUCCAGACCUCCAGGAGCGACCAGGGCCAGGAUGUCUCGCCUGUUCUUGUUCCACCUACUAGGAGUCUGUUUACUCCUGAAUCAAAUUUUCAGAGCAGUGGUGGCCAACGGGAAGGACGACGUUAUUAAAGUAUGCGGCCGAGAGUUGGUUCGCGCGCAGAUCGACGCUUGCGGCAUGAGUACCGUGGACAAAAGGGUUCUGAGCCGCCAAGAUGCUCCUCCGCAACCUAAACUAGUGACAGAAAUUGUGCCAUCCUUCAACAGCAAAGAUACAGAAACCAUAAAUAUGAUGUCGGAAUUAAUUGCUAAGCCACAGGAGCUGAAGGCAGCCCCAUCUGGGAGGCAGUCAUUGUUACCAGAGCUACAACAACAUGUACCCAUAUUAAAGGAUUCAGAUCUUAGCUCUGAAGCAUUUAAGAAAAUUAUUCACAAUAGACAAAGUGAAGCCCCACACAGCAGUCCUUCAGAGCUAAAAUACUUAGGCUUGCAUGCUCAUUCUCGAAGAAAGAGACAAUUCUCCCUGGCACUGUAUGACCAAUGUUGCCUAAUUGGUUGUACCAAAAGAGCUCUUGCUGAAUUUUGCUGAGAUGAAGCUGAUUGUGCACAUCUCAUCUAAUAUUCACACAUAUUCUUGAUGACAUUUUCACUGAUGCUUCUGUCAGGUCCCAUUAAUUAUUUAAAUUUAAGAAAUCUUUAUUAAUGUUUAGAUUUUUCAUUUGAUGUAUAAGAAAAGACUUCAUAUGAUUGUACUUUCUAUAAAUGACACUUUUUAUGCUGAAAUGUCUUUUUGUCUUUUUAUUAACAGAAUGAUUAUGUUGUGUUAUUCUUUUUAAUGCUGCUAACUUAAAAUUACAAUAAAACUUUCACCACUUUAACCAUA
Molecule: messenger RNA, 2341 nt
Organism: Sapajus apella (tufted capuchin)
Lineage: Eukaryota; Metazoa; Chordata; Mammalia; Primates; Cebidae
Product: prorelaxin H2-like
Exons: 2
Coding region: 1493-2047 (184 amino acids)
Cellular component (GO): extracellular region
Molecular function (GO): hormone activity
Source: RefSeq, a predicted model, not a curated record